GAAUAUAUUAUUACAGUAGUAGAACACAUUCGUGUUCAAGAAGGAUGGAAUUCAAUGAAAAAUCUGCAGUUGAAUCAAGAUGAGUACAAGAAUCUUACAAUAGGAAAAGUAUUUGCACAAAAAAUAGACAAAAUGAAUAUAACUGACAUGUUAAGUAUUGUUGUUCGUUUACUUAACUACAAAUAUACUCAGAUAUUAAAAAAUUAUGUUGAAAUCGUCACUUUAAGUAUAAGAGAAUGUGAAAAAUAUUCAACAGAUAAUUUAUUAAAUGAAUUUAUUAAUUGCACCCGACGCAUUGAAUAUGCAGUGAAAAACUCCACGAUUAUGUUUCAUAAUUUAUAUGAAGUAAUGACGUUUAUGAGUUAUUUAGAUAUACAAUGGUUGAAUUCGAAUAUUUCUGGAAACCCAUUUGUCAAGGUAGAAGAAAUUUAUUUUGCCUAUAACUAUAUAAAUAUAAUGGAAAUAUCAGACCAAUCAUUUUAUAUUGAUCAGUAUGGUAAUUAUAUACCUGAAAAUGCGACUUCAGUACUAUUAAAUAUUAAAACAUUCGUUGGACAAUUAUAUUUAAUGACUGAAAAUGACGAAGAGGAUGAUUGUAUUUUAGCUGAACUCCCUGUACCGAUUAACUAUAAUUUGAUUUUUGAAAAGGAAUAUUUAAAUUUCAAAUCAAGAAAUCCUCAUUCAAGUACUUUCGAUUUUGUGAAAAAGAUGCUAGAUUCAUUUUGCAACCUCACCAUAGAAAAUGAAUACGAAGACCUUGGAUUUGAAGAAAUACUGAAUCCGUCUUCAAACAAGUGUUAUUUAUUAAAUUUACCUCGACUUGAUUCUAUUUCACAAGAAAAGGGAAUAGAAAAUUUGAAUAUUCUACUCAAUGAAGGGAACUGGAAGACUAUGGAACAUUUAUAUAUAAAGUAUGAUAAUCAAGUACUAAGUGCUAAUCGUGUGCUGAGAGAUCAUGCAAAUAUAAACAAUUUUCGUCUCAAAAAGCAGUAUUUCACUCUACUAUUAAAAUGUAGAUUUUUUGAUAUAUUAAAAAAAUUUAAUUCAUAUUUAUAUCAAAUUGUAGAAUUUUGUAAAGAAGAAAAGGUAAAUAUUAAGAUUUGGAAAAAUCCAAAAACAUACAUUGACUGUGUAAAAGAUUUAGCAAUGGUUAUUGGAGGAACUCUGAAUUUUUUUAGUUAUAUAAAUACGGCAAUGGAAAAAUUAAAACAGGCAUCAAUUUGGCUUGUUAACAAAAAAUUUUAUUGUUUAUCACCAAUUAAAGACAUAGUAAAUUAUAUAAUUAACUGGAUGGAUGAAAAAAACUUGUUACGAGAUGUUUUUGCUAACACAGAGAAUAUAAAUUUAAAAGAAGUAGCAGACAAAUAUUUUAAUGAUGUGCAAAGUGUAAAAUAUUCUUUACAAGUUGUCAUAAAAAAUAUAAACCAAGUUCAAAUAAAUUGUUGUUUCUAUCAUGAAAAACCUGUUUUUUCCAAAAAAGAUCUUUUAUCGAUUACCCAAAAAAGUGGAACAUCUUUAAAUAUUGAUAAUUUAACAAGAAAUCCUUUUAAAAAUUUUAAGGAGGCUUGUAAGGCGUUAAAUACGCUUUGUGAAGAUUUCAUUACCACGGAAUUUAGAGAUUUAGGAUUUGAUAGAAUAAAUUAAAAAUGUUUGAUCUGUACAAGUAUUAUAGUAAUGUUUUGAAAUUAUGAAAUAGGCAGAAUUAAUUUAUUUUACGUUUCAGUCAAAUCAUUUACCCAAAACAAUUUUGUACUUUUUGUUUUUAAUAUUUAUAUUUAAUACUGUUGAUACAGAUAAAUUAAAUUUCAUCACUACUAUACUGACAAGUUAAAGUCUAAUAUUUCAAUCAGAAGUUAAUGACUUGUGUAUCUUAUAAAUUACUAUUGAUCUAAUGAACUUCAGCGUUUAUAGUCAUAUAUUUUAUCUGUUAAUUAAAUUUUGAUUUGUGUCUUAUUUAUAAUGUGAUAUUCUUUAUGUUUUUGUAAUUUAUUACAUUCCAGCUUUCUGAUAAAUGCCUAGU
Molecule: messenger RNA, 2020 nt
Organism: Daktulosphaira vitifoliae (grape phylloxera)
Lineage: Eukaryota; Metazoa; Arthropoda; Insecta; Hemiptera; Phylloxeridae
Exons: 3
Coding region: 55-1644 (529 amino acids)
Source: RefSeq, a predicted model, not a curated record